AGUGCAUUUCUUAUGCAUUUAUAGCUCCAUCUAUCGUUGAUUUCCGUGAACACGAUUACAGGAAGCUUUUAGACGGUUAGUUUGCCAUUUUGUGACGCCUUGUGUGGAAGUUCGUAAACAGAUUUUGCUUUGCUUGCCUGCGGAGGGACAAGAAUUAUGUCAAAACGGAGGAUCGAGGUCGUGGAUCCGUAUGUUAAACGGAAGGCAGAUGGAUCAACAGUAUCUAAUAACAUAAGUGUACCAACAACAGCACCAAAAAGUCAAGUUCAGCUUAAUCCUUAUACUGGACUACCUUACACACCACGAUACCAUGAAUUUUAUAAAAAGAGAAUUACUUUACCUGUAUUUGAAUAUCGUGCUGAUUUUAUGAGGUUAUUGGCACAACAUCAAUGUAUUGUACUGGUUGGAGAAACAGGGUCAGGUAAAACUACACAGAUACCACAAUGGUGUGUAGAAUAUUCAAGCUGUAUUGGUAACAAAGGUGUUGCUUGCACCCAACCAAGAAGAGUAGCAGCUAUGUCUGUUGCACAGAGAGUUUCAGAAGAAAUGGAUGUUGCAUUAGGUCAAGAAGUAGGAUAUAGCAUACGUUUUGAGGAUUGUAGUUCUCCAAAAACUGUAUUGAAAUAUAUGACUGAUGGUAUGCUUCUUCGUGAAGGCAUGUCUGAUCCCAUGCUUGAUGCAUAUCAAGUGAUAUUGUUAGAUGAGGCUCAUGAAAGAACUUUAGCCACAGACUUACUUAUGGGUGUUUUAAAAGAAGUGAUUAAACAAAGACCAGAUCUGAAACUUGUGAUUAUGAGUGCAACACUGGAUGCUGGAAAAUUUCAACAGUAUUUUGAUAAUGCACCUUUAAUGAAUGUACCUGGCAGAACGCAUCCUGUUGAGAUUUUUUAUACACCUGAACCUGAAAGAGAUUAUUUAGAAGCUGCUAUCAGGACUGUUAUUCAGAUACACAUGUGUGAAGAGGUAGCAGGAGAUUUACUUUUGUUUUUAACUGGUCAAGAAGAGAUUGAAGAAGCCUGUAAAAGAAUCAAAAGAGAAAUGGAUAAUUUAGGUCCAGAAGUAGGUGAACUCAAAUGCAUACCACUUUAUUCUACACUGCCUCCAAAUCUUCAACAAAGAAUUUUCGAACCUGCACCACCAACAAAACCAAAUGGUGCUAUUGGCAGAAAAGUAGUAGUCUCAACUAACAUUGCAGAAACAUCAUUAACUAUUGAUGGUGUUGUGUUUGUGAUAGAUCCUGGAUUUGCAAAACAGAAGGUAUAUAAUCCCAGAAUUCGUGUAGAAUCUCUUCUUGUAUCACCCAUCAGUAAAGCUUCUGCCCAGCAAAGAGCGGGUAGAGCCGGUCGUACCAGACCUGGGAAAUGUUUCAGAUUAUAUACUGAAAAAGCAUAUAAAAAUGAAAUGCAGGAUAAUACUUACCCUGAAAUAUUAAGGUCCAAUCUUGGGAGUGUUGUAUUACAAUUAAAGAAACUUGGUAUUGAUGAUUUGGUUCACUUUGACUUUAUGGAUCCACCUGCACCAGAAACUCUUAUGAGAGCUUUAGAACUUCUUAAUUAUUUGGCUGCAUUGGAUGAUGAUGGAAAUCUAACAGAUUUGGGAGCUGUGAUGGCAGAGUUUCCAUUAGAUCCUCAGUUGGCGAAAAUGCUGAUUGCAUCGUGUAAUCAUAACUGUAGCAAUGAGAUACUAAGCAUUACCGCCAUGCUGUCAGUCCCGCAGUGUUUUGUGAGGCCAAAUGAAUCAAAGAAAGCCGCGGAUGAUGCUAAAAUGCGAUUUGCACAUAUCGAUGGAGAUCACUUGACAUUGUUAAAUGUAUAUCAUGCUUUUAAGCAAAAUUUCGAAGAUCCACAAUGGUGUUAUGAUAAUUUUGUCAAUUACCGAUCUUUAAAAAGUGGCGACAAUGUCAGGGAACAAUUGAGCAGAAUAAUGGACAGAUUUCAUUUAAAACGUACCUCAACAGAUUUUACAUCAAAAGAUUAUUAUAUUAAUAUUAGAAAGGCGCUUGUGAAUGGUUUCUUCAUGCAGGUCGCUCAUUUAGAAAGAACUGGUCAUUAUUUGACUAUCAAAGAUAAUCAAAUUGUACAACUUCAUCCGAGUAGUUGUUUGGAUCACAAACCAGAAUGGGUAAUUUAUAAUGAAUUCGUACUCACGACCAAAAAUUACAUCAGAACAGUUACUGAUAUCAAACCUGAUUGGUUACUAAAGAUAGCACCACAAUACUAUGAUCUACAAAAUUUUCCACAAUGUGAAGCAAAGAGACAACUGGAAGUGAUUCAAGCGAGGCUAGAUUCAAAACAAUAUCAAGAAGGAUUCUAACCUUAAUAUCUUUUAGAUAUCUUCAAAAAUGGUGUCAAACAAUCUGUAAUAUGUGGUCGAAUCAUUUUCGGCAUUAUGUCAAACACAGUUCUUUUUCAAACAUAAAGCCGAGAACAUACUAAAUGUUGUGAGAUAUAAUCAGAAGAGUAGUGUCGUCUACUCUGUAUUUUCACGUGACAUGUAAAGAAAAAGACAAAUUUUACUGAACAUUUAUAAUUUUGUACAAGCUUCAAAAACUUGUACAUUUUUUAGGCUCAAGUGCCGAAAAAUUUCAAUGUUUGUAGACCUCAUUCUAUCUUAACAUGAAACAAAUGAAAAUUGAGAUUUAUUGUGCUAGAAGGCAUGCGGAAGGCAUAGUUGAUUGAUAAAUGAUUUAUUUAUGUACAUUAAUGAAAAAUUUAGCGACUAAGUAAUUUUACCAGUAGAAUUUGUUGAUUGACGUUUGCACACUUGAAAUGUAGUACUAAAGAUAGAUACAAAUAGAUUAAUUUUUGUAUUAAAUGUUGAAUAAGUAUGACAGACGAAACGUAUACAAUGCUUGGAUAAUCGAAGAAAAUGAUUCUGCAUAAUCUUUGAAACACAUUGUAUAUGUUUGAUGUUUUUCCUUCAAAUUAAUUAAUACCAUUUAACGAGUUAUACGUUUCACGUUUUUCAAGUACACACGUCUAAAAGGAUUAUAUACUUAUAAUUUGAUUAUCAUUAUAAUGUGCAAACAAUGUACCACCUUAUGCAAUGUUUUUCUUCUUGUUUUUAAUCAGUAUAGUUUUGCUUUCAUCAUUUUACAUGAAGAAAAUUUAUUGCAAAUUGAAAAAUACUUCCAUUAACGAAAGAAGCAAUUAUUAUGAAAUAAAAAAUAGUCAUAACUUGUAAUAUGAACGAUAUUUUAAAAAAACUAUGUGAUAGGUUUGAAAAAAAUCAAAUUAUUGAAUACUUAUUUAUGUAUACUAGCAUAAUAGAAAUUGCAAUCCACUAUCACUGUGAAGGUUUAUAGUAUUUCAAGUCAUCUUUACAAGCGUAUAAAUGAAUUAAGCUUAAUUAUUAUAUGGUUAAACAAUUGACGAUAUCUGAUUUAGAACACCAAGUGCGUUAAAAAGUUUGUUAAAUUGUUUAGUUUGUUUCUUUAGAACUGAAAAAACCUUUAAGUAGUUUGAAAUACUAUUAUGCUACAAAAUUGAUUUUCUUAAUGAAAGUGUAAUCUUAUUGUUUACAGUUUUUUGCUUGUUUUAACAUAUUAAAUAAUAGUUUGUUUUUGUAAAUAAAAAAUAUGCAAAUAUUAAGAGAACAUGUAAAAUCACAAGAUUUCUGAUCGCGAACAGUUUUCAUUGUAUUGUAUCACUUCAUUCCAAUAAAAUAAUGAAAAUAUGAUACGAUUGUGAUAA
This is a messenger RNA of Osmia bicornis bicornis, 3692 nucleotides long. It is a transcript of the gene Dhx15, whose product is annotated as putative pre-mRNA-splicing factor ATP-dependent RNA helicase PRP1. The record is from RefSeq and is a predicted model, not a curated record. NCBI's taxonomy places the organism in Eukaryota, Metazoa, Arthropoda, Insecta, Hymenoptera, Megachilidae. Gene Ontology annotation, cellular component: spliceosomal complex; intracellular anatomical structure. The transcript has 9 exons. Gene Ontology annotation, molecular function: RNA binding; RNA helicase activity; ATP binding. Bases 157 to 2313 code for a protein of 718 amino acids.